Aphidius gifuensis is the source of this 10318-nucleotide messenger RNA. RefSeq lists its product as uncharacterized. NCBI's taxonomy places the organism in Eukaryota, Metazoa, Arthropoda, Insecta, Hymenoptera, Braconidae. The record is from RefSeq and is a predicted model, not a curated record.
UGCACGUCGGGUAUGUAAUGAAACAUGUUUGUACGUCGUUUAAUAAAAAAAAUAAGCGUUGAUAUUGUGUAUAAAAUAUUAAUAAUUUUAUUAUAAACAGUCAUCAUAUUAUCAUUUAAAUUAUUACCUAAUUUCAUUUGUUACUUUAAACAUGACGUGGACAUCUACAGGUUAAAUUUGGUAAAUAAUUUGCUAAGAAACUUGUUUAUUGAUGUAAUCUAUGUGUACUAGACGAAAACAAUUGAUAAUAAACAGGACAGUUAUUCCUUAUUAUAUGUUAAAAGUUUGAUAAAUUAAAAAUGUGUGAUCAGACAGAAAUAAGUUAUUUAGAUGGUGAUAUUGUCUGGGUUAAACUUGGUUCAGCAUGGUGGCCUGGACAAGUAACUGGUUUAGAUAAUUUACCAGAUGUUUUACAAGCACAAUAUAAAAAAAAACCACACAUUGCUGCUGUUAAAUUUUUUCAAGAAGAUUCAUAUGAAUUGGUUAGAAAUAUACAGCAAAUUUAUAAAUACAAUUGUCGACAAAAAGAUUUUUAUAAAAAAGGAUUAGAUAAAUAUCGUUCAAGAAGUAAAGAUGGUACAAAUUAUAUGGAUAAAUUUCCUGGUGAUGUUGAAACAGCUGAAAAAUUAACUGAUGGUGAUCCAGAUAUAUUAUCAUCAUCAAAAUUUUGUGAACAAAAAAAGCCAGAUAUAUCAUCAUUAUUUGGUGAAAAAAAAUUACCAAAACAAAAAGAUAAAGAUGAUACAAUAAAUAAUAGAAAAUCAUUAAUUGGUAGUAAUGAUACACGUAAAAUAACACAUCCACGUUUUAUUGGACGUAAAAGUGAUCAUGAAAUUCGUAUAAGACAACAAAAUACUAAAAAUUUUAAUCCAUCAACACCAACUUUAAAUGAUUCAUCAUCUGCAAUAACACCAACAGCAACACCAACAAGAACAACACCAUCAACACCAAGUAUAUAUACAUGUCCACAUUGUGAUUAUACAUCAACACGUCUUAAUGUUAUUAUUUGUCAUAAUAAAUCACAUCGUAAUAAUGUUACAAGACCAAGUAUAACACCAGUACGUCGUCCAAUUCCACAAAAAAGUCGUACAGUUAGUGCUAGUAUUGGUGCUGUUAAUGAUGGUGAAAUACAAAAACGUAAAUAUACACGUAAAAAUAAAAGUUUAUCAGUUAAAUUAAAGGAUGAUAAAAUUAUUGAUACACCAAAACGUAAAUAUAAUAAAGGUAUUGAAAAACCACCUAAAAAAAAGAAAAAUGAUCCGGAAAUUAAAGAAGAACAUAUACGUGAAUCAUUAUUGGCUGAUUGGGAAGAUGGAUCUGAAGAUGGUGAUAUGGAUAUUGAUCUUGAUAAUUCAGCAUCUGAAGAUUUUCCAAGUUCACCAUCUAAAAAUAUUAAUAAAGAAAAAAUUAAUAAUGAUAAAGAUAUUGACGAUGUUGAUAAAUCAUUAUCACCAAUUAAAAAUUCAACAAAUCUUAUUGAUACAGAUGUUGAAGUUGAAAAACAACAACAACAACCACCACAACAACAACAACAACAACAACAACGUUCUCCGUUAUUAAAGAAAUUUAAAAAGUUGGAUGAUUCAAAAACAAAUUUAUCAUCUAGUGAUGAUAAAAAUGAUCAAAAAUCAAAAUUAUCAUGUUUUGAUUUUGAUGAAGAUGAAGAACCACAACCAGCAUUACCACCAGCAAGAAAAAUAACACGUGUAUUUGGUGAAAAAAAUAAAUCACGUAAAAAAGAACUUAUUAAAGAAUUUACAAGAACAUCACAAGCAUUUGCUAAUGAAAAAGUUGAUGAAGAAGAACAAGGAGAUUUAUCACAAAAACAAUCAAAAGAAGAAAUUAAAAAAUCAGAUAAUGAUGAUAAAAUUAAAGAUAUUGUUGAUGAUGAUAAUGAUGACGAUGAUUUUAAUGAUAAAAUUAAUCGUGAAAUAAAUGAGACAACAGAAUUAGUUGCUAAAAUUGCUGAAACAACAACUGAUUUAAUACCAUCAAAAUCUGAAAUAAUUGAAACUAUUGAAACAAUUGAAAUUUUAAAAGUUAAUGAAGAUCAAGAAGAUAUUGAAGAAGAAAAAGAAAUUCAUGAUGAUGGUGAUGAUAUGAUGGAAGAUGUCAAAGAAAAAAAUGAUGUUGAAGAUAUUGAAGAAACAAAAAAUGACAUUGAAAUGAAAAAAGUUGAAGAAAAAGAAGAACAAGUUGAUCAAAUGGUUGAAGAAAAAGACGACCUAGAUGACAAAAUGAACGAAGAAAAAAUGGAACAGGAUGAUAAAAUUGAUGAAGUAAUGCAAGAACAAGUUGAUAAAAUAGAUGAAGAAAAAGAAGAGCUAGUUGAUAAAAUGAAUGAAGAAAAAGAAGAACCAGUUGAUAAAAUAAAUGAAGAAAAAGAAGAGCUAGAUGAUAAAAUCAAUGAAGAAAAAAUAGAACAGGAUGAUAAAAUUGAUGAAGUAAUGCAAGAAGAUAUAGUAGAAAAAAAUGAAAAAAUUGAUAAACCAGUUAUUGAUGCUGAUCAAGUUUUGGAAAUGAAUAAUGAAAAUAAAAAUACAGAUGUUGAAUUAACAAAAGAAAAAGAAAACCAAGAUAUCGAAGCAGAUAAAGAAGAAAAAACUCAAGAUAUUGAAUUUGACAAAGAAGAAAUUGAUAAAAUUGAUCAAGAAGAAAAAAUUCAAGAAAUUGAAACAACAGAUCAAGAAAAAAGUGAACAAAUUGAAGAUGAUUUAGAAAAUAAUAAAUUAAAUUUAACUGAAUCUGCUAUUGUUUCAGAAUCAGAAAUAAAUAAAGUUCAAGAAAUUUCAGAUUUAAAAAUUAAUGAAACUGAUGAAAUGCUACAAUCAGAUAGUGAAAAAGAAAUUAUAAAUUCACCAAAUGAAUUAAUUGAAUCUGCACAAAUAAUUAUUGAACCUGAAACAAUAAAAGAGAUCAAUGACGAAAAAAUGGAAGAUAUUGAAGCAAAAAUUGAAGAUAUAGAAGAAAAAGUUGAACAAGUUGACCAAUCAAUUGAAAAAAUUGAUGAAGAAAUGAAAACAGACGAUGAAAAAAUUGAUACUAUUGAAGAAAGUCGUAUAACAAUUGAAGCUGAAGAAGAAAUGUUAUCAGUAUCAGAAUUAACAGCAGCAACAACAUCAGGAACUUCAAGUAAUAUUGAUAAAACUUUUUCACAAGUUAAUAAAAUAAAUACUCCAACAAAAAUUGAAUUUAUUGAUAAUAAAACAAUAACACCAGAUGUUCCGGAAAAAAGACGUCGUGGUAGACCUAGAAAAACACCAAUUCCAAGUUAUAUGAGUGGUAAUGGUGAUUCAUUAAUAAAAAUUGACGAACCAAAAACACCUGGUACACCAGAUAGUCAAGAUUUUGAUCGUAAAACAUCUGAAUCUGAUAAUGAAAAAUCAAAUGCUGGAAGAAGAAGAAAACCAAGUAAAAAAUAUUUAGAAUCUGAUAUGUAUUGUCCAAGUCCUGGUAGUAGAACACCAAGAACAGAUGACAGUCAAUCAGAAGCUGAAGAUAAAUCAUUGACAAUUAAAAAACGUGGUAAAAGAGGUAGAAAACCAUCUAAAAAAUCAAUAGCUAAAAGUAUUGAAGAAUAUGAAUUUUCAGAUCAAACACUUGAUAGUGCUGAAGAAUCAAUGAUUGGUGAACCAAUUAAAAUUCAAGAUAUUAAUAAAAAAACAGAUACAUUAUCACCAGUUGAUUUAACUGAUUUAUUAGUUAAUUCAGAUAUUGAAAUACGUGAUAAUAAAUCACAUGACGAUAAUAAUGAUGAUGAUGAUAAUAAAAUUGAUAAACUACCACCUAAAAAAUCACAAAUUAAAAAAUUUGAAUCAUCACAAUAUGAAUUUUUUGGUUCUGAUGAUAAAGAAGAAUCAACAAAAGUUAUUGAAACAAUAACAACAGCAACAACAACAACACACACUGAUAUUUUAUCUGACAAUAAUGUCAAUGAAAUUUUAGUUGAAAGUAAAAUUGAAGCUCCACAAAAAGAAGAACAUUCAAUCGAAAUUCAAAUGGAAACAAAUGAAAUUUCUGAUGUAAAUGAAACAGUUAUUGAAGAAACUAUUGAAAAUAUUAUUGUUGAAAAUGAUAAAAAAAUAAUAACUGAAGAAAAAGAAGAAGUUGUCAAUGUUGUUGAGCCACUAAAAUCAUUAAUUGCAAAUGUAGAAGUUAGUGAAGAAAAUAAAUCAAUGAUUGUUGAUACUAAUAUGUCAAUUGAUGAAGAAAAAGAAAAAAUAGCUGAUGAAGUUGUUGUUCAAGAUAAUGUUGUUAUUGUUGAAGAACAUGUGGAGACUAUUGAAGAAGUUGUAACAUUACCUGAAGUUACAACAGAAACUGUUGUUGAAGAAAAAAUUGAAGAGGUUGCUUUAUCAAAUGAAGAAGUAAUUGAAGAAGUUUCUGUUGUUGAAGAAAAAAUUGAAGAAAUUUCUUUAUCAAAUGAAGAAGUAAUUGAAACAACUGAAGUUGUUGAAAAAAUUGAAGAAACAACAGAAAUAGUUGAACAAAAAUUACAAGAAAAUGAAGAAAUACCAGUUCAAGUUGAAAAUGUUGAACAAAUAGUGGAAAAUAUUGAAAAAAUACCGGGAAAUAUUGAACCAAUAGUAGAAAAAGUUGAAGAAAUGGCAGUUAGAAUUGAAGAAAUACCCGUUAAAGUUGAAGAAAAAAUGGUACAAUUAUUGGAACAAGUUGAAGCAAUGGAUAAUCAAACAGAAGAAAUUGUAACAACAAUGCCAGAUAAUGAAACAACUGAAACAACUACAACUGAAAUUAUUGAAACUACAGAAAUACCAUUACCAAUAAUUCAAGAGACUCCAAAAAUACAAGAAAUAAUUGUAUCGUCACCUAAAAAAGUUGAACCAAUUGUUAAUAAAAUUACAACAAUCAACCAAAAUAUAAUUGAAACACCACAACAAAAAUCACAAGAGCUAAUAAUGCCAGUUAAAAAACGUGAAAAACCAAGAAUCAUUGAAAAUGUUACUCUAAAACAACCAAUGCAAAUAUUAAAAACAAAAUUAUUAGAAAAACCAAGAUCACAAAAACACAAACUAGAUAUUGAUAUGUUAAAAAGAAAUAAAUCAACACCACCAACAAAAAUCAUGAGAAUUGAUCCACAAUUAAUAAAAACAAAAACAAGUGGAAAAAUUGGAACAGGACAACUUACAAUAUCAAAAAAAUUAGAAGUUUUAAAAGCUGAUGAAGCUAAAAAUGAAGCUAUUAAUGAAGAAGUACUUGGUAAUACAUCAGGAGUUAUAAGUUUAGCUACAAGUGGAUCACAAGGUUUUCAAAAUAUGGAAUUAGAUAUUGAUUCAAUACCAUUCAUAUUUCAAGAAGAUUUAAAUCCAGAUAGUAUUAAACAAUUACCAGAUAUGACAUCAACAAUAAUAACUCCAAGUCCAACAAUUCAAACAUCAAUACAACAACCACAACAAACAUCAGCAUUAACAUUUGUACAAACAACACAGCCAACUGUUACUCAACAAAUUCAAUUAGCACAAAAAACACCAGAUAAUAGUGGUGAAUUAUCGCCAUCUAAAAAGAAAAAUUUAUCACCAGCAAUAUUAAAAAAUAAACCAAAAGCUAAACCAACAAUAACAUCAGUUAAAACACUAAUGCCAGGUAGUCUUAAACAAUUAAAAUUUGGUCAAAAUGCACAAGGUAAAACAGUUCCAUUGAUAAACCAAAAAGGUGGUGUACCAAGUAAAUAUAUUAUUCUUCAUACAUCAAAUGCACAACAAAUGCCAUCAAAUAAAACUAGUACACCACAAAAAAUUCCAAUUCCACAAAAUAAAACACCAAAUCAAAUUAUUCAACAGGGUAAUAAAGUUGUUAUAUUAACAUCACCACAAUCUGGUCAAACUAAAAUGUUACCAUUGUCAAUGCAAAAAAAUGUACAACAAAAAAAAAUUAUCAAAGGUAAUCAAGUUUAUACACAAAUAUCUAAAAAUCAAAUUUUACCAAAAACUGAUACAUCAUCAUCGUCGUCAUCAUCAACAACAUCAUCAUCGUCCUCAUCUUCAUCAUCACCAACAACAUCAAAAAUAAUAACUGGACAAAAAAUUAUAAGUACAGCUCAAGGUAAUAUUGUAACAUCAAAAGUAUUUACAUCAGUUCCUGGAAUGCAAAAAAUAUAUGUACAAAGUGAUGGAACUAGAUUAAUUGCAAAAGGUGGACAAGUUUAUACAACAAUUAGUACUGGUGGAUUAACAAAAAUGAUAACUGGACAAAAAACAUUGGUAACUAAACAAGGUACAAUUGUUGGUACUGUUGCUGGUCAAAGUGGAAGUAAAACAAUAUUAUCACCAGUGACACAAGGUAAUAAACAAAUAAUAACACAUAAUUUACAAUCAUCAAAAGGUACAGUGUUAACACCAAUAACUGGUCAACAAGUUAAAGCAAUUGCAGCAAAAGCAUUACCAUCUAAAACACAAAAAAUGCAAUUUAUACAACAACAACAACAACAGCAGCAGCAGCAGCAACAACAAAAAUCUCCAAUAAUAUCUAAAACUCAAAAAUUACCAAUGACAUCUGGUACAAAUAUGGCUGGAGUUAGAGUAGUAACAACAAAUAGAAAUAUUAAAAAUGCUGGACAACAAGUUAUCAUACAAAAUAGUCCAGUACUUAAUCAACAAAGUCCACUUACCAAAGCAACAGCUGUAGGUAAAAAAAUAAUUCGUCAAAAUAUCGUUAAUCAAAGUGGUAAAUCACCACAAUUAUUAUCAUCAUCAUCACCAUCUGGUACAAGUUUACAAAUGACAAAAACAAAAUUAUUAUCUUCUCCUGCAACAACAAUACAAAAAUCAGCAAAUACACCGAAAGGACGACCAUUAAAAUCAUUACAAAAUAAAGUUUUCAUACAAAAAAUUCAAGAUCCAUCAUCAUCACCAUCAACAAAACCAAAUGUUUCAUCAACAAUAACUAAAGUAACUGGUAGUCCAAAAAUGACAAAUUUAAAAACAACACCAGUCGUUAAAAAUAUACAAAAAUCAUUGAUUUCAUCAAAACAACAACAGCCACAACAACAACAACAACAACAACAACAACAACAACUUAGAAAUAUUUCAGCACCAAUGGCAUCAUCAUCAAGUAAUCUACAUACAAUACAAUCAUCUCCUCCACCACUUCAAGAAAUUAAAAAGUCUGAUAUUGAAGAAACAAUUAAAGUAGUUACUACUGCUUCUCCAAUAGCUACAACAUUGUCAUCUCAACCACCACCAUUAGUAUCAGCAGUAACAGCAACAACAGCAUUAGCAAUUACAACAACAGUAGCAACAACGACAACAACAGUAUCAGCAGUAGUAGCAGCAGAAGCAGCAAUGACAACAACAGUAGCAACAACAGCAGCUAUUGAAACAAAUGAAGUCAUUGUUAAACAAAAUACUGAAGUUGGUGUACAAUCACAAACUGAAGUAUCAACUGAAAGUAAUGAAACAUCAGAUGAACAAAAAGUUGCAACUUCACAAAUAAUAAUGUUUCCAGCACCAAGUGUAGAUGGUAGUCCAUCAUUUAGUCUAUAUGUUGUUGAUGAAAAUGGAAUUGCAAAUCCAAUGGAUAGCACUGCAAUAAUGGCAUUAGAUGGACUAUCAAUUGAUCCAAAUUCAUCAAACUUCGUAAUACAAUUUGAUGAUGAAGCACAAAUACAAGCACUUGAUGCAUCACAAACUAUACAACAACAACAACAAGAACAACAACCAUCAGCAACACAAAUUGUAUCAACAAAUUCAAAUCAAGAUAUAUUAGCAGCAGCAUUAGCAAAUAGUGAUUUUCAAGGUGAAAUAAGUAUGCCUGAAACUUCAAGUACAUCAGUUUUAUCAACAGAUAUUAAUCAAACAAAUUUAAUUAGUCAAACAAUAUUACAAUCAACUUUAGUACCACCACCAGCUGAAAAAUUAUCAUCAAAUGUACAUGAAACAUCAUUAACAUGGGAUAGACCAAUAAUGACACCACUUGAACUACCAACCUUAACACAAAAUACAACGACAAAUUUAUCAUCAUCAGUACCAUUUAAUAUAAAUUAUAUGACUGAUGUUGAUAAUACAACAUUACCUGGUAAUUCAAUGCCUGAUAUUGGUGAAACUGUUGAUUCACAUAAAACUAAUGAUGAUGAAGAUGUUACACAAAAAUCAACAGCAGCAUUAACAACAGCAACAACUCAAUAUUUAGAUUUAUCAAAUUUAGAAACAAAUGAAACAAUAGUAACAACAGUAUCAACAAGUAUACCAUCAACAUCUUCAAUAUCAUAUUCAGUAUCAAUACCAGAUAAUAUUACAAGUGGUGUACAAACAACUCCAUCAAUGCCAAUAAUUGAUGAUAUAUUUUCUGAUAAUAUUGAAUUUAAUAAAAAAACAAUUGAUAAUAAAUUUUCAUCUAAAAAUAAAAAUAAUAAUAAAACAAAUAAAAAUAAUAAAAAUAAAAAACUUGAUAAAAAUAAUAAACAAGUUACAACAGAUGUACCAAUUGAUAAUAAUGUAUUAUUAUUAAAAAAUAAUGAUGAUAAAUUAAUAAAUCAACAACCAGAAACAAGCCAAAAAAUAUUAGAUAUGCCAAUUGUUGGUGAUACACCAAUUAUUGAUAAUAAAAUUGAAGAUAAAAAUAAUGAUGAUGACGAUAAUAAAAAUUUAUUAAAUUCUGAUGUUGUUGAUUCUUGUAUGACUGCUGUUGUUGAUAAUUCUUGUAUUAUAACAGAAUCAAGUAAUGAUGUACAAUCAACUGCAAAAAUAAUUGAUAAUAAUAAUCAAGAUAAUGAUGUAAAAAAUGAUGUAUUAACAACAACAAAUAAUCAAGAAGAAGCUGAAACAUCAGAUAAAAAAGUAGUUAUUUGUGAUAAUAUUGAAUCAAUGGAAGUUGAUGAAAUUGUUUAUAAUGCUGUUGAAGAAAUAAAACAAACAGCUGAAUCAUCAAAUGUACAAGAAAUUGAAGCAAUGGAAUGUACAUUUAAUGAGGAUACAGUUGAUGCUGAACAAAAUCAAGAAAUACCAUCACAAUCAUUUGAACAAUUUAAAAUAAUUGAUAAUAAUGAAUCACCAUCACAAUCUGUUGAAAAAUCAACAGAUUCACGUGAACCAUCACAAUCAGAAGCUGAUGAAUUAAUGGAAAUAAAUAAUGAACCACCAAGUCAAUCAUUUGAAAAUUCAGCAUUACAUGAAGCAUCACAAAGUUAUCAAGAAAAUUCAAAUAUAAAUAGUAGAUCAGAUCAAAUUGAUGAUCCAAGUUUUCCAACUCAAAGUUAUGAUGUUGGUAAAAUUGAUAAUAUUACUGAAAAUAUUGAAACAGAUUGUGAAUUAAGUCAAGAAGGUAAUAUACCAUCACAAUCAAAUGAUGUUGAUAUUGAUGGUAUUGGUACAUCAACAUUUACAAAUCAAGGUAAUGAUGAUGAAACAGCAAGUUCAAGUUAUGUACCUGAAACACCAGAAGCACAAGAACGUGAUCAAGAUCAAGAAUCAGCAAUAUCAACAUCAAGCUAUGAAAUACCACCAUCUGAUGAAAUUAAUAUUGCAUCAUCAAGUCUUAUACCUGAUACAUCGGGUAAUGAACAUGCAAAUAUACAUGAUAAUGGAGUACCAGAAAUACCAACAAGUUCAUAUAAUUUAAAUCCAGAUUCAAGCUCAACACAUAUUGAUUCACAAGUGCCAAGUUCAAGUUUUGAAGAUCAAAUUGUUAUUGAACAAAAUGUAUCAACAAGCUAUGAUAUACCAAUAUCAAUGCCAAGCAUUGAAGAUAAUUCAUCAUCUGGUAAUUUUGUUAGUGAAUCUGGUGAUCAAACAAAUGAACCAACAAGUUAUUAUGCUAGAAAUCCAGAGGAUGUUACAUCUGAAGCAAGUCAAAGUUAUUUUGAACGUGAUGCUCCAAGUCCAAGUUAUAAUGAACAAAAUGUAUCACCAAGUUAUUAUGAUGCACCACAAGAAGCAAGUCAAAGUUUUUAUUCAACACAAGAAAUUGAAAGAACUGCUGAACAAUCAUCGUCUUCAUCAUCAUCAAGAAAUGUUGAAGCAUCACAAAGUUUUUAUCAAGAUAAUUCAGAUGAAUUAAGAUUAACACAACAACAAGGUGAAGCAACACCAACUUAUUAUCCAUUGGACAAUGAUAAUGAACCAAUUGAAAGGCACGAUCUUGUUGAAAGCUCUGUAUCAGCUACACGACCUACAGAAAGGUAAUAAAAAACCUUUCUGUAACAAAAAAAAAAAGAAAAUAUAUAUUUAAACAAUAUUUAAAAUAUAAUUUCUUUUUUUGAUUUUUUUUUCUUUUUGCAAAUGCAAAUAAAAGUUUAAAAAAAAAAAAAGAAAAACCUAACUUCUAAGUGUAAAUAUAGUAACAAAAAAUAAUAAUAAUAAUAAUU